UUGUACUUCAAAUACAGGUAUAAUACCUUAGAAUAUCCUCUUAAAAGGUGUUUUAUUGAAAAGAUUGACGCCAAAAACUUACUAAAAGGCACCAAAUAUGUGGGAUAUGUGUACUAAAAACUUUGCUUUUGACUUUGAAAAAAGAUUGUCCACUAAAUCCAUGAAGGUAUACUUUUAAUAUAUGAUGCAGGAGGGUGUUAGGACCAACUAUGGAACAUUACUAUUGCAAUUUCUCCUAUUUUGGGACCAUUUUUGGGUCAGAUUGACUGGACUAUUACAUGUAUGUCCCCUUGCUUCUCCUCUGAGCUGCAGCUGAGGGUGUCACUGCUGAUCGCACUGCUCGGCGCUGUCCACGGUCCGUGGUGCUGAAAAGCAAAGGGACACAACAAACCCACAGUGUUCUGUAGUGUCUAUUAAAUCCACUUUAUAUGGCCCACAGUUGUGACACAGAUUGGGAAGUCAAUUUGAACAAGUCUAUCUGCUGGAGGUUUCUGCACUGAACUGGGUUUAGCACUGGUAAUAUGAUCUGGAUCGAGCCUAUAGAGUGCCAUGUUGUGCCCCGUGCCCGUUACGCAACAAGUCUGUGAUCACACAACCGGAUGAAGGCACGACAGCUGACUCACACCGGAUUUUUUUUUUUUUUAUUAUCACUUUACAACGUUUUAUUACCAUCCGGGCAUUUUCCCAUCCGGAAACACUCCACAGUAUGCUCCUGGUCCUUCAUGCAAAUGGACAUUGUGGUUGAAUAAAGCUGUUUCUGCAGCCCACAAAGACGGAACAUGGCGGAGGCGGGCAGCACAGGAGGCGACUGUGGCUCAGCUCCACCUGACGUGACCGACUCGCUCCCCGGUGAGGAAUACGAGUGCAAGAUAUGCUACAACUGCUUCGACCUGGACCGCCACACUCCCAAAGUGCUGGGCUGCUCCCACACCUUCUGCCAGGAGUGUCUAGAGGCUCUGCACUCCCUGGAGGGUCGAGGAUGGAGGAUCGGCUGCCCCGUGUGUCGCCACCGGACUCCGGUGCCGGAGUACCGUGUUCACAACCUCCCGGACAACCGCGCGUUGACUGAGUCGCUCCCGCUGAAAAAGCAGGAGCCUGCGGACCUGUCACACACAGAUGUCCCGGGCGUGUCUCCAUCCCCGUCCCAGGAGAGCAACUGUGAGACUUGCAAACUAGUUGCGUUCGCGAGCGGCUGCGUGUGCGCCAUCUUCUCCUUCCUGUCCAUGGUGGUGCUUUUGUUCCUGGGCCUCAUCUUUGUGCAUAACUUCAAUCACGCUCCGUGGCCCGUCGGUCCAAUCUGUCUGUUUGUCGCCAGUGUCCUCGCCCUGUUCUCGCUCAUUCUCACCUGGUUAAUGUGCAUGUUGAAGUACCGACCUGAAACUGAGGCGAGCAACUUGAGUUCCUUCACCUCUAAUAUAAUGUGACGCUGUGGCACAAAUUCAGCCUGGUCAGGAUCAUAAAAGGGAAAUCUGUUUAUUUUAAUGUGCUUGGACAUCCUUAUAAAUGUCAGUGUUUGUUACUAUAAAUGACGUCACAUUCCA
Molecule: messenger RNA, 1541 nt
Organism: Epinephelus moara (kelp grouper)
Lineage: Eukaryota; Metazoa; Chordata; Actinopteri; Perciformes; Serranidae
Product: E3 ubiquitin-protein ligase RNF186-like
Exons: 1
Coding region: 780-1424 (214 amino acids)
Biological process (GO): protein ubiquitination
Molecular function (GO): ubiquitin protein ligase activity
Source: RefSeq, a predicted model, not a curated record